Molecule: messenger RNA, 1436 nt
Organism: Tribolium castaneum (red flour beetle)
Lineage: Eukaryota; Metazoa; Arthropoda; Insecta; Coleoptera; Tenebrionidae
Gene: Fntb
Product: Farnesyl transferase beta subunit
Exons: 7
Coding region: 154-1374 (406 amino acids)
Biological process (GO): protein farnesylation
Cellular component (GO): protein farnesyltransferase complex
Molecular function (GO): protein farnesyltransferase activity
Source: RefSeq, a predicted model, not a curated record
UAUAAUGAAUUUUUAAUCGAUCAGUUCAAAUGUAAAAGUGGUGGCGCCUUAAUUUGAACCGUCCACUACUCCCAACCAAACAGCUCAAAGCGACCCAGUGUAGCCACCCGUACCGAGCAAUGUAAUUUCAAUUUUGUAAGAACCUAAAAAAGCAUGGCUAAAAUUUUACCCCUCCGAAGCUUGGAACAAGUAAAGAAACAGAAAUUCAAAGAUGAGGGCGUCGUUACAAUAACUUCCCUGGAACAGAUUGAAGUCGAGGAGGCUGUUUAUAAAAAACUGCACGACUUAAGUUUAAGAAUCAAAGUCAAUCCUAAUUUACCCGAAUUGUUGCAAGAGAACCACAAGUGUUAUCUUUUGGAUUGUUUAAUUUACCUUUCGUCGGGUUACCAGUCGUUAGAUGCGAGCCGACCAUGGCUGUGCUAUUGGAUUUUGCACGCGUUGGCUUUAAUGGGAAUCAAAAUCGAUGAGAAACUCAAAAGUGCCAUUGCAAAAUUUCUAGCAAAAUGCCAGAGCCCUGAUGGGGGCUUUGGAGGAGGGCCUGGACAUCUGGCCCAUCUCGCAGCGACGUAUGCGGCCGUGAAUGCUUUGGUUAUCUUAGGCACAGAAGAGGCUUAUAAUGUUAUUAAGAGAGAUAAGUUACAGCAAUUUUUGUGGCGGAUGAGGCAGCCUGAUGGCUCCUUCUGUAUGCAUAAGGAUGGCGAAAUUGAUAUUCGUGGUGUUUAUUGUGCUUUAGCCGUCGCUAGUCUUACAAAUGUGUUGACGGAGGACCUAGUCAGAGGCACUUUUGAGUGGAUAAUUAGUUGUCAGACUUACGAAGGGGGCUUUUCAGGCUGUCCAGGGAUGGAGGCUCACGGCGGCUAUGCUUUCUGCGGCUUGUCUGCACUUAUCAUUUUAGGGAAGGGUCAUCUCUGUGAUUUGCAAGCUUUAUUGAGAUGGACAGCGAACAGGCAAAUGAGAUUAGAAGGUGGUUUCCAGGGACGUACAAAUAAGCUAGUUGAUGGCUGUUAUUCCUUUUGGCAAGGGGCCGCUUUUCCAUUAAUUUAUAGUUUAUUGGCUGAAGAUGGUUUUGAAGUGAAAAACCAUUUGUUUGAUGAGCGAGCUUUACAAGAAUACAUUUUAACGUGCUGUCAGCACCCACAAGGAGGUCUCUUAGAUAAACCUGGCAAACACAGGGACAUUUACCACACUUCAUACACUCUAAGUGGACUGUCAGUAGCGCAGCAUUUUAUGAACGAUAUUCAUAUUCUAGGAGAUCCAGACAAUGAAGUGUGUUGCACACAUCCAGUUUACAACAUUAGGCCCGAUCAUGUGCGAAAAGCUAUGAUUUUUUUUAAUAAUCUAGGGGUCCCAAGCAAUCACAACGUGAGCACGUGACGGUUAUAACCUGUUACCCUUAUUUUCUACAUAAUUAUUGCCGAAUACAAGUUUUUAAAUAC